Zeugodacus cucurbitae (melon fly) is the source of this 919-nucleotide messenger RNA. Its product is annotated as serine protease 1-like. Bases 44 to 859 code for a protein of 271 amino acids. Gene Ontology annotation, biological process: proteolysis. Lineage: Eukaryota; Metazoa; Arthropoda; Insecta; Diptera; Tephritidae. Gene Ontology annotation, molecular function: serine-type endopeptidase activity. The record is from RefSeq and is a predicted model, not a curated record. The transcript is spliced from 2 exons.
UUCAAUGCAGUCAUAGUAAUUUCACUAAACUUAACCAAUCAACAUGAAGUUCCUACUUGUCUUAGCUCUCGCUGUGGCUGUAGCCAACGCAAGUCCGGUCUACGAGAAGACCGCUUUCAUCGAGGAUUUGCCCGAGUCUUCAGUUUUGGAAGGACGCAUCACCAACGGUGAUUACGCUUGGGAUGGUUUGGUUCCCUAUCAAGCUGGUUUACUUCUACAAAAGCAUCAAGGCAAUUACUGGUGUGGUGGUUCAUUGAUUGGACAAAAUUGGGUUCUGACUGCCGCUCACUGCACUGAUGGCGCUCACACUAUCACCGUCUACUUGGGUAGCGUAGUACGUUCUAAUGGUAACCAAUACGCAACCACCAUCCACUCCCAGGACAUUCACCAGCACCCCCAUUACAACUCUAAUACUCUGGACAACGAUGUCACCCUUCUCUGGAUUCACUCUGUUUCUUUCUCUGGUAACAUUCAAGCGAUCAGACUGCCAUCCUUCAACCACUACAGCAAUUAUGAGGGUCAAUGGGCUACCGCUUCUGGCUGGGGUGGCACCUCGGGCAACAAUCAAGAUCAUUUGCAAUACGUCAGUGUUCAGGUGAUCUCCAACAACGAAUGCGCUAACGUCUAUGGCAGAGGUACUGUCACCGACAACACCAUCUGUGUUGCCACACACGGCGGUCGCUCAACUUGCGGUGGUGACUCUGGUGGCCCAUUGGCUGUGGACAACAACCAAGUGUUGAUUGGUGUCACUUCAUUCGUUGCUGCCAACGGUUGCACCGCUGGUCUUCCAGCUGGUUUCCAACGUGUCAGCCGUCACUUGGACUGGAUCCGUGGUGUCACCGGUAUUGCAUACUAUUAAAUUAAUAGAUAUAUUGUGAAUUUGCUUAAUAAAACUCCGAGCUCUUAGUGGUAAAAAGAA